Saccostrea echinata is the source of this 2045-nucleotide messenger RNA. RefSeq lists its product as uncharacterized. The transcript is spliced from 7 exons. Gene Ontology annotation, molecular function: channel activity. Bases 30 to 2000 code for a protein of 656 amino acids. NCBI's taxonomy places the organism in Eukaryota, Metazoa, Mollusca, Bivalvia, Ostreida, Ostreidae. The record is from RefSeq and is a predicted model, not a curated record. Gene Ontology annotation, cellular component: cytoplasm.
AUAUUGUGCCAAGUUGGAGGGAGGUGUGGAUGAUGGCAGUGGGGUUGGAACCUCCAGUAACAUAUUUCUCUUCCCUGAUAUCGUCCAUCUUUAUAUAUCUCCUAGUAUUACUUUUCUGUUACAUCUUCUACCAGAUGUCCAGAUUAUUUUUACCCUGGUGUAUACAGGAAUAUGUCCUAGAUUACUUCAAAACAUUAGCCUUCUGUACAUACUGUUUUGGACACGGUGUUCUAAGGGAUGCCCAUGGUCAUCUCGGGUACGUCCUCUGUGUCGUCCCACUGAAUACUGUUAGUAUCUUGAUUUUUCACGUUGGGGAUGGAACACCACUAGAAGUAUGGUUGCGAUAUCUAAAGAGAAAAAUUCCAGCGUGGAAAUUUUUAUUGAAAGUGACAGCUCAGAUCCUAGCUGGUUUUAGCUCUUGGGAAUUAGGCCAUUUGUUUUAUAGACUGGAUUUUCACCGGUCCUUUGAUGAAAGAGUCAGUCAACAAGAGAAUUGUGAGUCUGACCUGAAUACUUCACCUCUCUCAGGCUUUCUACUGGAGACCGUAGUCGUCACUUACGAUUUUUGGUUGGACCAACAAACUUUAUCAAAAUAUGUGCCAAUAGAUCUUGCCUUGAAGAUCCUAAAUUGUGCUGUUCUUGUCUGCUUAGGCCUUAGUAAGACUGGGAUGUAUUUACACCCUGCAAUGGCGACAGGUCACACCUUUGGCUGUGGAUCCACAUCUGUUUGGUCCCAUAUAUUGGUUUACUGGAUAGGACCUUUCUUAGGGAUUCUUAUAGGACUGAAGCUUGCCAAAAGAUUUCGCCUGCCAUUCUACAAGAAACCGACUCUUCAGAAGACAGAGAGCGUUGUCCAGAAUGGAGACCAAAGUAACAGUUUGACUGAAAAACUUAUAGUGAAUGGUUUUUCUGAAAACAAUGAGGAAUUACGACAUAGAAACACUCAGAAAGCUUCCAAGACUAACGGGAAAUCAGGGAUGAAAAGUGAAAAAAAGAAAUGUAAGAAAGCAAAAACAACAUGCCAGUGUUGUCAUUGUGUGGUCAGUAAGGAAAAACACCUCAUGACGUGGAGGGAUGUCUGGGUAGUGGCACUGGGGUUCGAACCCCCCGUAACACAUUUCUCUGCGGCGGUCUCCGCAAUUAUUAUCUACCUUCUGGCCCUUCUUUUCUGUUAUGUCUCUUAUCAACUAGCUAGGGCACUGAUGCCCCGGAUCGUACAGGAAUAUGUCCUCGACUUCUUCAAAACUUUAGCCUUCUGUACGUACUGUUUUGGACACGGAGUUAUAAGGAAUGCACAUGGCCAUCUUGGAUAUGUUCUAUGUGUCGUGCCAUUAAACACAGCUAGUGUGCUCAUAUUUAACAUAGGAGAUGGAACACCUCUUACCGUUUGGUCUAAGUAUCUUCGAGGACAGAUUCCAAAAUGGAAAUUCUUCGCCAAAGUGUCUGCCCAGAUUCUUGCAGGUUUUUUUGCCUGGGAGCUUGGACAUUAUAUUUUAAGUUUAGAUUUUCAUUCGUCUUUCUCGGAGAAAAUAACUCAAAAAUCAAACUGUAACUCAGAUCUCAGAAUUGCGGCUAUAGCUGGAUUUGCUCUAGAGGGAAUUGGAGUUGCUUAUGACUUCUGGAUGAACCAACAAACGCUCUCUAAAUACAAACCAUUAGACAUAGCCCUGAAGUUCACCAACACAGCACUGAUUGUAUGUAUCGGUGUGAAGAUGACCGGGAUGUAUAUUCACCCAGCUUUAGCCACAGGUCGAACACUCGGCUGCGGAACCACCCCAAUCUUGUCUCAUCUCCUUGUUUACUGGGGUGGGCCAUUUGUAGGAAUAUACUUAGGACUUAAGGCUAGCCAGUUUAUCAGUCUUCCUUUCAUCGAAACACCAAAAAUUGAAGAAAGUGCAAAAGAUGUCCAGAAUGAUGCCAAGUUUUCGGAACCUAGAGACAAAAAAGUGCAUGCGGGAAAAGUACGACAAAGAAACAAACAAACUCAUAAAAAAUCAUAGGAUUGUCCAAAAGUCUUACAGAAGUAAAUAUUAACAUUCUAACAA